GGCCUAACUUGUGUCAGAACAGCGUGUGUAGAGUUAACUACAUCAAAGCGGUCGACCAAAAAGCGGUAUAAAAACCUUGAAACGGCCAUGGAGAUUCCAGAGCACUUCGCAGAAUUGUCUAUACGGAUGUCUGAAGCACUUGAUGAAAGUGGAGCUGGGAAGGAAACUGUAUUGGAGCGGAGAAGGACUUUCUUGUGGAGGGAGCAAAUGGAGAAAAUAGCAAUGAAGCUACAGGGACGAAAUGUUGAAUGUUUUCAUUUCGGGAGCCAAUCGGAAGGGACCACCAUUCCAGGUCUCCAGUCUGAUAUCGAUUUACUAAUUAGUUUCAACAAUGAGAAUAUCAUUACCGAAUGGGAAGACUGGAAGGCUGGAAUAAAGAAUUAUCUGAUGCUCCGCGACGACACCACUCCACCUCAACAGUACUUGUUACAAGCCUUCAAAGACUACAUACCGGAACCGGAGACAAGUCUGGUCAAUGACACGCUCGUAAGGAAAGAUUCUGGGCAAGUACUGUUCAGCGCUGAAAGACAUAAACAGUUCAUCGCGUAUUUUGACAGGGCUCAAGGAGAGGCAAUAUACAAUGGACCUUCUGUGAGUUUUGUACAUAACUGGGAUAUUGUUAACGCAUCUUAUGUACGCAAAUCCCUUCCUGAAACAGAGCUCUGGAUAGACAGAUGUAGAGGUAGACACUGGCCACCUGUUCAGCUUAUUGAGGCAGCACGGGUAGCUUCGUGUUUUCUGGUACCAGCCGGUCAUCCAGACAGUGAUUACAAACACGAAGAAUGGAGACUGUCUCCGAACCUGAUAGAAAGAAUGUUAAUAUUUUCCUUCAAUAUCACACAAAUAAAAUGUUACAUUGUUUUAAAACUCAUAAAAAAUCUUUAUUUUCUAAUAUUGUGGGAGAUUUUAUAACAAGCUUUCAUUGUAAAACUAUAAUGUUUUACACCAUAGAGAGAACACAUCCUCUCUGUGGCGCGAAUACAACCUUAUGUUUCUACUUUUGCUUUGUUUACACGUAUUGAGGCGAUGGCUGCGAUCGGGAAGGCUUCCGCAUUAUAUCAUAGAAGGAGUGAAUUUGUUCGAUGGGAAACUCUCAAAGUUGCUGCAGAAACGCCUUUUAGUAUAUAUAGACUCCUUAAUAAGGAACAACUUACAAGAUGUUUUUUUACAUUGGUAUAGAUAAUAUAGGAUGUCGGUUACAAGCGUGUAGUAUGCGGCACACUGUACAGGCUGGAGAACUUAGAGGUGUAUGCUCACAUAACAGCAUCGCAUUACUGCUGAAGUUUGAGUGCAUGGGUAGUGUGUUACAAGGAUUUAAGGUGUAUAAACCUCUUCUAAGCAGUUCUCAAAUAGCAUUCGAGUAAGAUUUAAAAUAUGUAGUACGCAAUGUUUUUGAAAACUCAACGAAUUUCAUAAUGCAAUCUGCUGCGUUAGAAUGGAUUAAACACCUGUACGCGCUACAAUUUUCAUCUUACUAUUUGCGACUGCGAAACAUUCGUGACGGCGAAAAUAUAAGGCGUGUCCAAUAUAUCUUAAAUUCGGAUGUAGCUUCUAGUCGCUUAAAGUUUGCCUCUAUGUUGUACUGUGAUGGUUAUCUUGAAGCGGCAGUUCGAGUGUUGGAGGAUGUGGAGAUGAAGUAUCACAGCAAAGUCAAGGCUGUGUGUGGAUCUAGAGGAUUACAGGGAGACAGUGAUCUGAAGGUGUUUGCCGAUAUGUUAUCCGGAACCACUGAGAACGAAUUUAGUGAAGUGCCAUUCGCAUCCUGUGUCCGAUUUUUACGGCAAGAAGCGCAUUGCACUCCUUUCAUAUUAUUGUUUGAAAUGAAUCGCAAUAUCACUCAAGCGGAAGUGGUACGGAGAAAGUUCUUUGAAAAACGUUGGAUGGACAGUGCUGAGGUGGAUUCCCGCCCGUUUUUAUACUAUCUGCAGUAUCUCACAUAUGGUGGAAUCCGUGAUCGUGACAAUCAGAUACAUGCAAUGCGAGCAUUGACGUCUUAUAUAUUUGAUAUUAUAGGCAAUUGUAGGAUCAAAUUGUAUCACCCCGAGACAGCACUGAACUUGCUAGGACACUGCUAUGAAAUGGAAGAAGACUACGAACGGUCGUUAUUUUGCUACGAGGGAUCAUUGAAAAUUUUCGAUACAAACAAUGCUGCUAAUUGGCACGUUCGUCGUAUUCUGCGUCUUAUAAGUGGUUAAAAUACGUGCGUGAAACAUGAUGCUUGCCACGGUAUAAUGUUAUAAAUGGACUUUUCGUGCAUCGCACAAUAAACGCUCCAUGAUCGCGAUGUUUUAAAUGUACGGUAAUUGUAUAAGAUAUUUAAAAAAGCGAUUCAUAUGUUCACUUGUAUAUGUCAAAAUAUGUCAGAGCGUCAACAUAUUUAGAGCGUUAUUAUUUUCUACUUGCGUUUUAUAAAGUUGCACAUGAAGCAUUAUCUAUGUUUAGCAUGUUUUAUGUUGUUUGGUAUGCUGAUUGAUGUAUGUAUUCAUCAAUAUGUGUCCUGAUUAUAUUAUUUGAACGUAACUGUGAAUGAAUAUGUUGAAUGUUCUUUUCAAUCAGAGGUUACAUGCAACAACUACAGUAAUACAUAUAACUCUAGCAUGUAUAUCUCUGUUGAUUUCUCAGGUCUUCGAUAAUAUAAAGUGUUGCUAUAUUUAUAUGUUAUAUAAUAUAUGUGUGUUAUUUCCUUCAAUAGUUAACGUGUAUAAUUAUUAACAUAGUUGUUAAGUAAUGCAAUAAUUAUUAAGUUUAAUGUGUUCCGUUUUUAGCUCACCUUAGCAAGAAGGGUUCUUUGUGAGCUACCAUGGUAAGAAUAUGUCCGGCGUCGUGCGUCAUGUGUCGUCAAAUUUAAGCUGUUUAUAGUCUAAAGGCCACACGUGUCAUAUAAUCUUAAUGAAUCUUCGAAUCCCAGAAUACUC
Molecule: messenger RNA, 2915 nt
Organism: Dreissena polymorpha
Lineage: Eukaryota; Metazoa; Mollusca; Bivalvia; Myida; Dreissenidae
Exons: 2
Coding region: 88-912 (274 amino acids)
Molecular function (GO): nucleotidyltransferase activity
Source: RefSeq, a predicted model, not a curated record